Molecule: messenger RNA, 1615 nt
Organism: Gadus chalcogrammus (walleye pollock)
Lineage: Eukaryota; Metazoa; Chordata; Actinopteri; Gadiformes; Gadidae
Product: seipin-like
Exons: 9
Coding region: 81-1046 (321 amino acids)
Biological process (GO): lipid storage; lipid droplet organization
Cellular component (GO): endoplasmic reticulum membrane
Source: RefSeq, a predicted model, not a curated record
AGCGAAGACUCUUUUGGGAGACCGAUUUCUUAACAGCGCUUCAAAGUUGUAAAGAACCUAAAGUACCCUCAGCACUCUGAAUGGAGAGAAUCAGUGUGGAGACCUCCGGGCCAGGGGGGAGUGGAGCCUCGCAGACCGGGUACCCCGCCGCGGCCCCGGCUCCGGCGGGCCAGCGGUUCGGAGCGCGUUCUUCUGCUCCAGGAUUCCUGCAGCGCGUCCAGCAGAAGGUCCUGCAGGGGGCCUUGGUGCUUGGCACGCUGUUCCUGCUCCUCUGGGUGGCCUCUUUCAUUUAUGGAAGCUUCUACUACUCUUUCAUGCCCAAAGCGGCGCAUUCAGCCCCGGUACACUACUACUACAGAUCAGACUGUGAGCCUGGAACGUUGCAACCUUGUUCUUAUCCCAUUGCAAAUGUUUCUCUUCUCCAAAAUGGCAAGCACCAGAUGAUGUCACUCGGCCAGAAGUACCGCAUCUCUCUGGAGCUGGAGAUGCCCGACUCCCCGACCAAUCAUCUGCUUGGGAUGUUCAUGGUCAGGAUGACCUGCUACUCCAAGGAGAGGGGGAGGGUGACCUCCUCCACCCACCGCGUCAGCCCCCGGCCCUCGGCCUCCAGCACCCGCUUUACGAUGCUCCGCUACCGCUCGGACCUCCUGAGGACGUUCGCCACGCUGCUCUUCCUCCCGGGGUUCCUGAGCGGCGUGUCCCAGCAGGCCCAGUGGCUGGAGGUGGACCUGUUCACCGACUACACCGACGACCCCUUCUCCCCCUCCGUAGAAGCCAUGUUGGAGGUCCUGUCCAGCCAGGUGCAGAUCUACUCUGCUCGGCUCAACAUCUACGCCGAGUUCACCGGAAUACGCUACCUGCUCUUCCACUACCCGGUGAUGUCAGCACUCGUGGGCGUGUCCAGUAACUUGCUCUUCCUCAGCAUGCUCCUCUUCGUCGGCUACAUGAGGCUGCUUUUCGGAGGCACCGGCACCACGAGUCCGAAACUGUCUGGGAGAUCCACUACAAAUAAGAGCCAUACAUCUGGAUGCGGAGGAAGGUCAUAGACACGAUGUUACACCGCAGAACCCAGCAGGUCACUGGAAGCAGCCCACGUUAGAGCUGAAUCACCCGCAGCACAAAUCAAGUACCCCCUGAUACCCCCGAGUGUGUUUGUGGUUGUGACUUACAAAGAUUGGAUAUAGGGUUGAUGUUGAUGAUGAUGUCUAUAUUGUUUCACCUUCUCCUGAAAAAUAUACUUGUUGUAAGUUGCUUUGGAUAAAAGUGUCUGCUGAAUGCCCUAAAUGUAAAUGUUGAUGUCUAAGGUUGUCCAAAGUUUAGAAUGGGUUACAGAUGAUGCUGGUCCUGCUCAAUCCUUAUCCUGUGUUAUCCCAAGUCGAUUUUCUCAUUGUGUUUCAUUCUUACCUGGAAGUAAUUGAAAAGCUGCAACCAUGUCUGUAGGAAACAUGGUAUAACUUAAUACAGAAUUCAUUCAUUUCUAGACUUCAGAGUACCUUCUUUUUUAUAUAAUGUUUUGAUUAUAUAGUCUUUCUUUUGUACAGCUCUGCACAAGUUCAAAUAAAAGAUUUUUAAGAUUAUUCUUAAUGUAAAGCAUUGAAAUAUUUAUUCAUUUAUU